Molecule: messenger RNA, 1232 nt
Organism: Trifolium pratense (red clover)
Lineage: Eukaryota; Viridiplantae; Streptophyta; Magnoliopsida; Fabales; Fabaceae
Product: putative cyclin-A3-1
Exons: 10
Coding region: 7-894 (295 amino acids)
Biological process (GO): regulation of cyclin-dependent protein serine/threonine kinase activity; mitotic cell cycle phase transition
Cellular component (GO): cyclin-dependent protein kinase holoenzyme complex; nucleus; cytoplasm
Molecular function (GO): cyclin-dependent protein serine/threonine kinase regulator activity
Source: RefSeq, a predicted model, not a curated record
UUUAUUAUGUUUAUUAGAAGGAGAAAAAGAGGAAACAAAAUGUACAAGUAUCUUUGCUCCGUGGAGAAGGAGAAAAAGAGAAGACCUAAAAUGGAUUACAUGAAGAUACUUCAAAAAGACAUUACUCCACAUAUGAGAGGACAAUUGAUUGAUUGGUUAGCAGAACUUGCAGACAAUUACAAUCUUCUCCCUAAUGUCAUUUAUCUUGCUGUUUCAUAUAUCGAUAGGUACCUAUCUUUUCACCCUAUAAGAAAGGUUAGGCUUCAAUUGUUGGGUGUUACAUCCAUGUACAUUGCAUCGAAGUAUGAAGAUCUUAGCACACACAAUGUGGAAACUUUCUCCGUAACUACAUGUAAUUAUUAUGACAAGGAAGAGGUUCUAGAGAUGGAAAAUAAAAUACUCAAGACCCUAGAUUUUGAUCUGAGCAGCCCUACUAUUAUGACUUUUCUAGAGAAGUUUGAAGAAAUUGCUUGUGAGGAAAAUAAUGCUUCAAGUUGGAAGUUUAAGUUUUUGACAGAAUAUCUUGGUGAGCUAAGUUUAUUGGAAUAUGAAUGUUUGAAGUUCUUGCCUUCCUUGGUGGCUGCUUCUAUCACAUUGCUUGCUAAAUUCAUUGUUUGGCCUGAAAAACGUCCAUGUUGGACAUCAGCACUGGAAGAAUACUCUGAGUAUAGCUCAUUUGAGUUGAAAGAAUGUGUUCUCAUCUUACAUGAUUUGUAUAUGUCUAAAAGGGGAGCAUGUUUUAAAGCUAUUCGAAAGAAAUAUAGCCAACAAGAGGAGGAGCCUGAUAAUCCAGAGUUCGACCCCGAGUUGCAAAAUGUGGCAAACCUUCCUUCGCCUUCUAAGUUACCAAGUUAUUUGUUUGAAGUUGAAGUAGAGUUUCGACAAAAAAAAUAAGAAGUUGAAAGAAGAGUGAGGGAGUUUGGAUGAAACUUGUAAUUUUUUGAAGUGGUUGGUUCAAUGAUUUUUUUUUUUUUGAGCCAAUGUUGGUUCAAUGAUUUUGAACAAUGAGCAUUCUACGUGGGAUGGCGACUUAACCAAAUAGCAAUAGGAGCAAUGUCUUUGACUAUUUUUAUUAUUUGUACUGUUAAAAGAUUCGUGAAUUCGCACGAGUCUGUGGCGAUUAUUUUGUGCUAGAGGGGGAAAAAUUAUUUCGUGUUGAUUUAUAUUGACUUUUCUUUAUAAGCAACAAUUUAUUCAAAAGAAUAAAGAGGUAUCCCCGCAACUGUAAUCGA